AAAACCUUGUUCAUCAUUAUUGCAGUACACAUAUUUCCUUCAUAAGCAGCUCAGAGCCGGAACAGCACAGCCCCAGCAAACAUUAUCCUGUCUAUAACAUGGAGGAAUCGUGUACAUAUCAGUUCCCUGUGGCCCUCCAGUGGGAUCAGGGGCCCGAGAAACUGAAGGAGUUAAAGAAUAAGUUACUUGUGUAUUUCCAGAGCAAGAGCAAGUCUAACGGAGGGGAGAGUGUAAUCAAGGAUCUCGACUGCAGCCAGGGAUAUGUCCUCAUCCACUUCAGCCAAGAAACAGUGCGAGAUCGAGUUCUUCAGAAACAAACCCAUGAGUUGAGCUUACCUGGUGGGAAAAAGUUACAGCUGAAUAUCAGUUUGCCAGAGGCGGGGGGGUUUAAUGCCAGCAAAGCAGAGGUGAGUCCAGCCAAGGACACUACAGCAAAGGAACCUAAAGCCAAAGAAUCUUCACCAAAUGAACUUUCAUACAAAAAACCAUCAGCUAGUGAAAUUCCGGUCACUGAAUCUCCAACCAAAGAAACCUCAGCCAAAAGGUCUCAAGCACUGGAACCUCCAGCUGGAUCCAAUGACAUCGAUAUUGAAGAGGAAUCAGUUUCUGCAGAAUCAAAUGUAAAAUCAGAGAAAGCAAAUAUAACGAUACAAGGCGCCCCUAAUUCCAUGGUUCUGAUUGAGAAUCUCCAAGAAUCCUUCACUGCGGAAAUGUUAAACCUAUUGGUGGAGAAAGACAGUAACAAAGUUGAGGGCCAAGACUUUUAUGUGGAGAUGAUCCCCGAGAUCCAAUCUGCUGUGGUCACUUUUACAUGUGACAUAGAUAUCUGCAGUUUUAUGGGGAGACUGACCAGAAACUCCAGGUUUAAACAGGAACCAACAGUGAAGGCUCUGGAGGAAACUAAACAUAUCCGAGUCGAGAAUGUGUCCCCAAACAUGUCUGAAGAGUACCUGUUGAUCUACUUUGAGAGCUCAAGGCACGGAGGGGGAACAGUACAGAAGGUGAACCUAAUACCAGAGGAGGAGGCAGCAAUAGUAACAUUCAGAAAUAUUGAAGAUACAUACAAGGUAUUGGCAAAGCAGAAUGUGCUUGAGAAGAAGUUAGUAUCAGUGUAUCCAUACUAUGAGUCCCCAGGCAUAACUCUAUAUGGAAAGGAGGGACCUUGUGUAACAUUACCCAAACCCCUGGAGGUACCAAUUAGUCCAUAUGUACUGGAAUUCAUACUGGAACAUCCACAGAUAAAAAAUGACAUAAACAAAAAGAUGGUAGAUAAGAAUUGUGAGAUCACAUGGCCAGAUCCAAACUGCUCUAAACCUACCAUUAGAUUUUGCAUUCUCAGCUCCAUAUCAUCUCAUCUCAGGACAAUGGCAAAGAUUGUACGGACAUGGGGAGAUCAAGUUUAUACAGAAUUCUCCCAUAUUAUUAACAGGUUCAAAGCUGCAGAAUACAAUGUGAAUCCAUCAGUUUGGGAAGCCAUCAAAGGAGAAGUCAGCAGCUCCACAUAUGGGGAAAUUUUGGUCAAACCAGACCUUGCCAAACAGAAAGUCUUCCUUGCAGGACCCUCCCAGGUUAUGACUGAGAAAGAGCAAGCAUUCGGGGAACUGGUAGAAAAUACCACUAGACAAAUUGAUAGACAGAAUCGAAGCGUGGAAAUGUCUGAGGCGCUGGCUCCUGCUCUUUAUGAAAUAAUGUGUAAAAGUGGUCAUAUAAAGAACAUCCAGUCACAAUCUCCAGAUGUCAGAAUUGAGUAUGACGUACCAACCAAAAACCUCAAGCUCUAUGGAGUCAAAGAAGAAGUUCUCUCUGCUAAAUCUGAAAUACACAAAGCAACACAACAACUGAAAUCUAAAUCAAUCCCGUUUGAUCUCCACAUAAUCCAUUUCUUGGGGUUUACUGAUAAUGAUGCAUUGUCCUGUCUCCUCCUCACACGCCACAAUAUUAAUGCAGUGUUUCGGACUGAGGGUAACUUAGUCACACUGAAUGGCCUCUCCAUGAAGGAUCUGUCAGAGGCAGAAAAACAGAUGAAACGUGAGUUAGUUUGUAUGCAAGUUACUGUUGAAGACAAGACGAUUAUCUCAAAACCUGAGUGGAAUAGUCUCAUUACACAUUUGUGUCAUUCAUUUAACUCAGAGAGAUGCACAGUUGUGAUUGAGGAGUUUCCCAGAGGAGCAGAGAAUCAGGUGGUUAUUGCUGGUCUGGCUUCCAAUGUAGGAAAUGCUUCCCAACAGAUCCAUGACUUUCUGGAGAAGAACACUCCCAUACAGAAAAAUAUUCAGGUCAGAUCGGUGGCCAUUAUACCGUUUAUAAUGCAAGAGAAGAAGCAGUUUUAUGAGGAAAUAAAAAGUCAGAAUGUAAAUGUUGUUAUGAAAGAAAAAAAUAUUACUCUGCGUGGGUCCAGAUUUUAUGUACAAGAGGCAGCCAUCCUUAUAGAAAAGAUUCUCUCCUCACUACACUCUGGCACUGUGUGCAUUAAGAAGCCAGGGGCCAAGAAGUUCUGUAUAGAGAAAGAGGAAAUGUAUGUUAGUGCAGCAAAGAAUAAGUUUCAGUGCUUGGUUCACUUCCAGAAGGAAGGAGAAGACAUUGUAACUACUAGUCCGGUGGAUAUCAGUGAAAGUCACUACCAAAGAGAUUUGCCAGAAGGAGUGACCAUUGCAAUCUAUAAGGACGACCUGACCCAUCACAGUGUUGAUGUUGUAGUUAAUGCAGCCACUGAAGAUUUGAAGCUUACUGAGGGGUUGUCGUUGGCCCUACUGAAUGCUGCAGGGCCCAAUCUACAAACAGAAUGCAAUCAAAUUAUAAAAACAGAAGGAAAAUUACGAAUUGGUGAUUCAGUUAUUACUGGCGCUGGUAAUUUGCCGUGCAAACAGGUUAUACAUUCUGUUAGCCCCAAGUGGGAUCCAAAGACAAAAUGUACACGACUACUCCAGAGAGCAAUAAACAGAUGCUUAGAACUGGCUGCAGAAAAUGGACACAAUUCCGUUGCAAUUCCAACUGUUGGUUCCCAGAUGUCUGGCUUCCCUGUGAAUGUCUGUGUGCAAAACAUUGUGGAGUCGGUUCGGCAGUAUGUGGAAAGCCCAGAAAGAUCUAAAAAUUUAAAAAGAAUUCAUCUUGUUGAUUCUGCUGGUGAAACAGUUGCAGCUUUCACUGAGGCUGUUAAGGCUGAAUUUGGAGAUAAUAUCCCGGAAUCCUCCCGUACAGGCAACAUCGGUUCCGAUAAGCAAUCAAAAAGCAAAGAAAUGUCAAGAAGGUCAGAUGGACAAAUGGCAACAACUAAAGAGGGUGUAAAUAUUAAAAUAGUCCAAGGAAAUAUCCAAGAUGCAACAACAGAUGUGAUCGUGAAUAGUGUGGGGAAGGACCUGAAUUUAAAUUUCGGUGCAGUUUCUAAAGCUCUAAGUGCCAAAGCUGGUGCCAAACUCCAGGAACAAUUAAAAGAACUGAGCCAUGGGUCCCAAGUGGAAGAAGGUUCAGUAUUUGUCACUGAUGGAUUUGGCCUGAACUGCAAGAAAGUCAUUCAUGUUGUGACUCCCGGGUGGGACGAAGGAAAGGGCUCUGCUGAGAAGACACUGAGAACGAUCAUGAAGAGCUGCCAGAGUGCCACCAAAAAGGAGAAACUAAAAUCCAUAACUUUCCCAGCUAUUGGAACAGGAGCUCUUGGUUUCCCUAAAAAUGUGGUUGCUUCAUUAAUGUUUGAAGAGGUUCUGAAAUUCAGCUGCAAACAUAAAGGUGGUCAACUGCAAGAAGUUAACUUUCUGUUGCAUCCAAGUGACAAGGAGACUAUCAAGGCCUUUAACAGUGAACUUUCUGAAAGGACAAAGUCAGAGGAGUCCGGUCACCAGUCUAAGGAUGGGAGAAAUACAGCUUUAUAUGGAUUGGUCUCAACCCCGACCCUUGGAGUCCAUGAGAUAAAAAUUGGAUCCCUUACGUACCAAGUGAAAACAGGAGAUAUAACCAAGGAGAGGACUGAUGUUAUUGUUAAUUCCACAAACAACACCUUUAGACUAAAAACAGGUGUUUCCAAGGCAAUUUUAGAGGCGGCAGGAAAGAGUGUGGAAGAUGAAUGCACCAAACUAGGUGGCCAGGCUAAUAAAGGAUAUAUUGUCACACAGAAUGGGAAUCUGUCCUGCCGUCACAUCAUUCAUGUGUAUGCAGUGUCAACACCUGAUAAGAUUAAAGCUUCUAUCCUGGAUGUUCUGCAGGAGUGUGAGAAUCUAAAGGCCACAUCAGUUGCUUUUCCUGCUAUUGGAACGGGGGCAGGUAGGGUGACCUCUGCUGCUGUGGCUGAUACCAUGUUGGAUGCUGUUGAGGAAUUUGUCACCUCUAAAUCCCCCAAGUCUGUACAGACAGUAAAAGUGAUUGUUUUCCAACAGAAAAUGUUGGACGAUUUCUAUAACAGUAUGAUAAACAAGGAGGAAACUGGUCUCCUGGCACAGUCUGGGUUUAGGGGUGCGAUACAAUUCGUUUUGAACUAUUUUACUGCAACGAAAGUCGAACCGGAGAAGCCAAAGCUUUAUAUUCCAAAACAAAAUAUUGAACCAGCCAUUUUCCAUCUUUGUGGAGAAGAUAAAAAGAAGGUGAUGGAAGCUUCAUCUUGGCUAGAAGAGCUUUUAUUGAAGGAACAACAUGAGGACGUUAUCUCUGAUGACUGGAUCCUAGAGUUUGAAGAGCAGGAGCUGAAGAAAUUAACUGAGCUUCAAAACAAAUCUCACGUGCACAUUUCUAUUGAACCUUCAGGUUCUGCUAUCAAAGUAUCAGGUCUCACAAGAGAUGUUUUUGAUAUAUCCAAAGAAAUCCACAGUAUUAUAAAAAAUGUUAAUUACAGGAAAACAAGGGAGAGGGAAGCUGAUCUCUAUAGUAAUCUGGUGGAAUGGAGAUACCAUGAUGGUACUAGAUUUGUUCCAUUUGCUAAAAUGUUUAAUCUGGAUCUAGAAAAGGCCCAGAUUGACGGCAUACAAAGUCUCAGUGUUGAUAUCGGUGGAGUAAAAUACACAGUUAACAUGGAGCUGAAAUCUGCAUCAGAUGUUAAAGGAAACAGUGUUGGGAUAGAACGGGUGUCUAAAAGUGGUCUGUCUACCAGUUUACCUGACAACUGGGAUCCAAUGGAAAAGGAACAGCUGAAAAUUGUGCCUCUGAAUCCUGGGAGCCCAGAAUAUAACAGUGUCGAGGGGAUGUUUGCACAGACCUGUCAGAUGAAGAUCAUGAAGAUCCAGAGGGUACAGAACCAGUACCUAUGGCAUAACUACCAGAUUAAGAAGCAGAGUAUUGACACCAAGAACAGUUCCACCAACAACGAGAAACAGCUGUUUCACGGGACUAAUCCCGGCACAAUAGAUAAUGUCAACAAUAAUGGCUUCAACCGCAGCUUUGCCGGCAAGAACGCGUCUAUAAUUGGGAAUGGGACUUACUUUGCUGUUGAUGCCAAUUACUCUGCUGAUGACACCUACUCCAAGCCUGACACAAGUGGCCAUAAACACAUGUACCUGGCGCGGGUCCUCACUGGCACCUUCACUACUGGGCAGAAAGACUUGAUCGCUCCUCCACCUAAAACCCAAUCAAACCCAACGGAUCUGUAUGACAGUGUAACAGAUAAUAUGAACCAACCUUCAAUGUUUGUCAUAUUUAACGAUAUCCAGGCUUAUCCUGAGUAUCUCAUCACAUUCACUAAAUAGUCAACUAUUGUGACCCAACACUUGUUGAGUAGUGAAUCUUAUCUUGUGCAUUUUUCCUCUAAAGGAGAAAUUAAUGUCUUACACACCCGAACUUUAAAAGUUCCAUGACCAUGGUCAGGGAACUCCAAGGUGACUUCUAAAAUCCUUAUAUUUCGCAACAGGCGGUACUUUAUUUAUUAUAAUAUACAACUUGCAGUGAGUCGUGUGACCGAAAAGACAUCACUAAACUCUGAAUAUAUUCAUGGCUCUUGUGUAUUAUAAAUAAAUGACAUAGCUAAGCCCCCCAGUGUAAUGAUCAGUCCUGCUCUAAAUCCAUGGUGCCUUAAAGAGGACCUGUCACCCUAAUAAAUAUUUUCAAAUUCUUUUCCAUCAUGUUAGUUGAGCAAAAUAAACUUUACUUACACUGUAUUUGUUAUUUGCAUUUUGUUUCCUUCUGUCUUGGAAUUAAAUAAUCACAGCAAGCAGACAGCUGCCAUUUUGUGGACAAAGUUAUUAAGGGAAAUUAUGUAUAACCCCAAAAUCAGAAUGGGGGACCUAAUGUCCAUGUGCAGUGCCCUACACAAUUAUAGAGCCUGAGGAGGGAAGGGGGAAUGUGAGGAGAGCAGUGACAUCUAGGAAGUGCAGAAUGGAAAGUGAAAGUAAUUGACUGCCCCUCCUCUAUGCCACGGGCAUAGAGGCGGGGCAGGUAAUAUUUGAUUGAUAGUUUAGAUAUUUAAACACCUUUAUAACAGGUAUGGAUGUUUUAAUGAAAAAAGAUUUUGGGGUUCCAUAUUUAAUUUGCAAAGGACUUUCAUUAUGCAGCUUUUUAUGUGUAGGUGACAGGUCCACUUUAACUCUGAAAAGAAAUCAUCCUGCCUUUCCCUCCUCCCUGUGAUCAUUUAGCUUGGCACAUGCACAGCAGCCGACCCCGUCUGAAACUCAGUCAGCAGGAGGGAUGUCUGUGAGUUUUAUGUGCUCCAAAAGAGAGAAAGCAAGGAAAUCCAGAGGAGAACAACAAAAUGGAGAUAGGGAUCAGUAAUGGUCAAGAGAGUAUUCCAACUUCAGCUCCAACAUGAAUUUUUUGCAAGCAUGAAAUAAGAGAAUCAAGUUGUGAUUAAUGCGUGUUUGAACUCUGGUGCUUUGAUUUGUGUGAGUAAGGCAAGGGGUGACCUGCCAUUGUGCAGCUUUAGCUUAUAAUCCUGGCUCCUGGUUGUCACACUGUCUACAUGUAGUCUGGUUAUACAGUGCACCACAUAGUCCUACAGUAGUACAAUUUUGGGCCAGGACUCCACAGUGAGAAAUUAUGUGCACAGCACUGCAUAAAAACAUUAGUUAUACAUAAAUAAAGAUUUUUCAAAAGUA
Molecule: messenger RNA, 7007 nt
Organism: Xenopus laevis (African clawed frog)
Lineage: Eukaryota; Metazoa; Chordata; Amphibia; Anura; Pipidae
Gene: parp14.L
Product: poly (ADP-ribose) polymerase family, member 14
Exons: 17
Coding region: 99-5666 (1855 amino acids)
Source: RefSeq, a predicted model, not a curated record